Messenger RNA from Pristis pectinata (smalltooth sawfish), 3650 nucleotides. RefSeq names its product NADH-cytochrome b5 reductase-like. Bases 242 to 1171 code for a protein of 309 amino acids. Gene Ontology annotation, molecular function: oxidoreductase activity. NCBI's taxonomy places the organism in Eukaryota, Metazoa, Chordata, Chondrichthyes, Rhinopristiformes, Pristidae. The record is from RefSeq and is a predicted model, not a curated record. The transcript has 8 exons.
UUGAGGGUGGAUUCUGACUCUUCCAUCGCAGCAUUACUGGUCUAAGCACCGUGUCAGACGAGAUCAGCAAACUUCGUGAGCGCCUCUCUUUACAAUGUUUCCUUUUAUACUCUCCCUGUGCUUUGUGCGAUGUUCAGGCCGAAUUUACGCAAUGCAUUGAACUACAGUACUUCAGUUCUCUGAGGCCUAACCAUCAUUGAUAUAUUCAGUCUCAAAAAAGGAUAAAGCAACAAAAUAGCUGAUGGCAGAAAAUGAUGAAUGGCUCUCUCUUCGACCAUGUGAACCUCUACCUACCCAGUGUUGUGGUAGUGGUUGUAAGCCCUGUGUAUUUGAUAUUUAUGAGAAGGAACUCAUGCAGUGGAAACAGGCAAGAGCUAAAGGAGAUCAACGUCUUCUGAGUAAGAGUACUGAGUCAAGCCAGAAGGACUUGCAGUUAAUUGCACCUGAGAAAUGGAGCACUUUUCAGAUAGUGUGUGUUGAGCAGCAGACAGCUGACACUUACCUGUAUAGAUUCCAGCUGCCCCAUGGUCAUUGUCUCGGAUUGACUGUCGGACAGCACAUUGUGGCAAGGGGAGUUGUGAGUGGUCUGGAGGUUCAGAGAGCAUAUACUCCAGUGAGUCCUCUGGAUGCAGAAGGUUACUUUGAAGUUCUGAUAAAGAUCUAUGAGGAUGGAUUAAUGUCUCAGUAUAUGAAGACCUGGAAGGAGGGGGAUACUGUUUGCUGGAGGGGCCCUUUUGGAGGGUUUCCAUACAAACCAAAUCAAUAUGAACAGCUGCUGCUAUUUGCCUCAGGAACUGGUAUAGCUCCAAUGGUGCCUCUGCUCCAAUAUAUUGUGGCAGAUGAGGAGGAUGAAGUUUUUGUUACCCUGGUUGGCUGUUUCAGGACCUUUCAAGACAUCUACAUGAAACCUCGACUUCAGGAACUAGCUGCUUACUGGAAUGUGAAAACAUUGUUUGUUCUGAGCCAGGAGCAAGACCUGAAACAUCUUCUGAGGAGUUACCAAGAAAAAACUUACCUUGGACGUGUAAAUGGUGAUAUGGUGAAGAACUUUGUAAACUCAUGCAGAAGGAAACCAUUCAUUAUGGUUUGUGGAUCCAUAACAUUCAAUAAAGAUAUCCUUAACUAUCUCCACAAGUUAGGCUUCUCAGAAGAUUUGUACUUUGUGUUUUAGACCAUUGGAACCUUGUUACUGUGAAGUCAAUUCUGCAACAACAACAACAAAGAAAAAGCUUCUGUUUUUGCUGGAAGACUCCACUCCAAAGACUUAACCCAGUAAAAUAGUACUGAAAUCUAGAAAUUAGAAGAGGAGCAUGUGUACAAAUGACUGAAUAACAAGGCUGAAGGACUAUCAAUGGUUCCAAAUGACAUUAUCCAUGAGAAUCAGGAUCAAGGGAUUUGUGCAAGUUAUGUAUAGUCUGUAAUUCAUUCCAACAGACUGUUACACUGUACAGUGAACACUCAUAUUUGUACCUACAAACCAGUAUUCUUUUCUAUGUCCUCUCCUGAAGACACACUUAUGCAAGAAUGUAGUCCCAAAGAUUUCUGUCACCCUUUGGUAUCAAUGGUAAAUCUCUAUAAUCUGAGAGCUUUCAGACUGCAUAGAUUCCACUUGAUGCUUUGAUGUUUACCUAAAGCUAUACUUAAAGAAAAUGAGUUUCACUGAGAUAAUUUACAAAAUUGUAAACCUUGUAUCUUCCUCUAAAAUUCUCAUUCAUGGUUUUAUUGGAGAACACAAGAAAAUAGGAGCAGAAGUAAGCCACCAGACUUCUCCAUUUGAGAUGAUCAUGGCUGAUUUGCCCCUGGUCUCAACUCCUAUUCUUUGCUUGUGUACAUAGUCCUCAAUUCCCCAAUCUUUCAAAAAAUUACCUCUUCUUCUGUAAGUACCUCCAGUGUUCUAGCCUCCAUAACCUUCUAGAUAAAGAAUUUCAGAAAUCCAGCACCUGUGAGAAGAGCUUCCUAUGCACCACAGUUUUAAAUCUUGUAACUAUGUCCUUUUGUUUGAGACUCUGUGGUUAGUGGAAACAGCUCAACUUCUACCUUGUCAUGUCCCUUAGAAUCUUGUGUGUUUCAAUAAGCUCGCUCCCCAUUCUCUAAAUCCAAAAGAACACCAGUCUAAAUAUUGUAGCCAUUUGUGAUUAUGACACCCCUCUUAUCUCAGGAGAUAGGCUUAUGAAUCUCUUCUGGACAGCCUCUAAUGCAAGUAUAUCAUUUCUUAAAUUAGGGGAUCAAAAAGUACACAGUACUCCAAGUGUAGUCUCAACAACACCUUGUACAAAUGUAACAAUACUUAUCUAUUUCUAAACUCCAACCCUCAUGCAAUAAAGGUCAAUAUGCUAUUUGCCUCCUUAGUUAUUUGUAUAUGCUUACUUUUUGUGUUCCAUACACAAGAACACCUAGAUCUCUUUAUAUUCCAUUCAUUCACAAUCCCUUUCUAUUUUGAUAAGUCUGCCUUUUGAUUCCUCUUACCUAAGUGCAUAACCUCACACUUUCCUAUAAUAAACCCCAUUUGCUAAGUUUUUGUCCACUCACUCAACCUACCUAUAUCCUGUUGUAGUGUCCAAAUAUCCUCAUGGCAGCUUGCCCUCCAAGCUGUUUUCGUAUCAUCAGCAGAUAUGGACACUUUACACUCUGCCCCCUCCUCCAACUCAUUAAUAUGGAUAAUAAAUAAUUGAGGGUAGAUUCUCUGGGCACAACACCAAUUUUAGCAAUGUAUUGUUCAAGAUGAGGAUGUCACUGCUGAAGAACAAUGUUUUUUUUGGUUUUUGUUGUUGGUAUCAAACUUCCAGGAGCAGGGGUUGAUAAGGAGCAAAUCCCUUUAUGCAGUUAGAAUAUCCUAGCCCUGUUUUGAAGGAGUCUGCCCUGCACCACCAGUGUGGCAAUUGCAUCCUUAAAUACUUAUUUUAUCCUCUUUAGUUUUCAGACUGAGUUUGGAAGUGUGUAGCUUAAUCCCUGCAGCUAAAUAAAUUAAACAAAGGAUUUAUGCAAAUUAAUUAAUUUAAUAGAAAUUCAUUAGUUCAAAAUCAUUAGUUUGUUGUAGAUUAACAGCAAAGCUGAACAAACAGAAUGAUAGUUUCUUACACCACUUUAAUGGUGAAUAAUUUAUGUUCAGGUAAUUAUUCACAGAAUAAAAUGCUGUGUUUUACAGUCCUCUUUUGUAUGCAAACCACAUAUUCAGGACUGUUUCUAAACUAAAAUGAAAUUUAUCCACAAAGCUUUUUGCUUAUUUUUCAACAUGGUUUUUAAAAUACAAUCUAAAUGGCGAGUUUUGUUUCUCAUGAAAUUUGAGGGGCAGACAUCUCCCGAUUUGAAAGAGGAAAUGUUUAAAUCCAUGGUACAAUCAACUUUAUCUUGAAUUCUUUUUUCUUGUUAUUGCCAGGAUAAUGGCCUUGUAAUAACAAGCAAAAAAAGGAAAACACUUGAGAGUUUUCCUUUCUUAGCACAAAAUCACUAGCUAACUGUAGCAUGCCUAAUUUAAUGUUGAUGGAGAUAAACCAGAAAUCUUAAUUGUUUCUAUUGAACAUUUUUUUCUGAGUCUUCAAGAGAACCUCACCUUUCAAAAGUCAAUGUGCUAACAGAUCAUUUUUAGAAGUUCUUGCUCUCUUCAUUUCUGUAUGAGAAAUCCAUAUUUUGUUUGAUUGUGAACAUGUUGA